This is a messenger RNA of Fusarium oxysporum Fo47, 1486 nucleotides long. Its product is annotated as histidine phosphatase superfamily. Gene Ontology annotation, molecular function: phosphatase activity. The record is from RefSeq and is a predicted model, not a curated record. Gene Ontology annotation, cellular component: cytoplasm. The coding region runs from base 322 to 1404 and encodes 360 amino acids. The transcript is spliced from 3 exons. NCBI's taxonomy places the organism in Eukaryota, Fungi, Ascomycota, Sordariomycetes, Hypocreales, Nectriaceae.
UCUUCAUCUAGUCUUUUGACUAUCUCAUUCUGUGACCGAGAACCCGGAUCUCAUUUCAUCUUCUCACCUCAAAAGACUCCACUUUGCUCGGCACGUUCCCGAUCCAUUGGCUCCGAUCUUUGCCUUAAUCGUGGGCCUGCUCGGGCCAAGAUUCCCCGGACGGGAAUAGAUGCAUGUUUAACAGCUCUUGAGCUUGGGGUAACCGCGCGAUGAUACCCUGGUAUGAACAUGUCAAAUCGGCCAAGUGUCCGGCGUCAUGAGGUAUAAAGAUGCUCGUUUGCCCAUCUUGACUUGGGCAUUGGCAAUUGAGCUGCGAGCAUCAUGAAGUUCACUACCGUCUCUGCGCUUCUGGCCCUUGCGCCGCCUGCUCUUGCGGAUUGGCAUUUUGCCAAGAACAAGGAGAUCAAGUAUACUUCUGUUGAAGGGUUCUUCAUGCAAGAUGAUCUUGCCACCAACCCUACCGGCUUCGACUACGCCCAAUGGAACUUUGGUCUCUUGAACCGCACUUAUCCCACUGAUCCCAAGAACCCCCGAAAGGGCUACAAGACUCAGUGGGAGCGCUUCGAGCAGUAUGUCAAGCACUUGAACCGUAAUGCUAGCCGUGAUAAGACGCGCUACAAGGUUCUUGUCAUGGGACGUCAUGGUGAGGGUUGGCACAACGCCGCGGAAUCCUUCUACGGAACGCCCGCCUGGAACUGCUACUGGGGUCUUCAGUCCGGCAACGGAACAGCGACAUGGGAGGAUCCUCUCCUCACACCCGCAGGUGAAGCCGAAGCUCACAAGGCAAACGCCUACUUCAAGACCCGCUUUGAGAACGAAGGCAUGCCAUUCUUCGACUCAUACUACACCUCCCCUCUCGCCCGCUGCGUCGAGACCGCCGUGGAGACAUUCCAGAGCCUCAAGCUCCCCAAGGAUAAACCUUUCGUCCCAAUGGUCAAGGAACUUCUCCGCGAGGGCGUCAGCAUCCGAACAUGCGACCACCGUCGCAGCAAGAGCUUCAUCAAAACUCUUGCCAAGAAGAUCAAGUUCGAGAAGGGUUUCUCCGACAAGGAUAAGCUCUGGACUGGCAAGGAGGGCGAGACGGGUGAACACCAGUUGGCGCGAAGCAAGGAAGUUCUCGAUGAUAUCUUCACAAGUGACAAUGCUGUCUGGAUCAGUAUUAGCAGUCACUCUGGUGAGAUCACCAAACUUCUCCAGGCUCUCAACCAUCGACCAUUCCGUCUUGCGACCGGUCAGAUCAUUCCUGUUCUUGUUAGAGCUGAUGUCGUUUCUGAGGAACCUACGUCUACGUAUGCUUCUUGGACUACUGAAGCUACCUGCAACGCUCCUCCUGUGACUAGCAUUGGAGGACAGGGCUGUGUUUGCUCUACUACGCUUGCAUCUGCACCAGCAAAGGCGACAUGAGUGGGAGAAAAGAAAUAGUUGAUCAUGUAGUGAUCGCUAACUAGUACAUAGAAAAAAGAGCAGACCGCUUGACUAGUACAAA